This is a messenger RNA of Erythranthe guttata (spotted monkey flower), 1550 nucleotides long. RefSeq names its product phosphorelay protein. The record is from RefSeq and is a predicted model, not a curated record. NCBI's taxonomy places the organism in Eukaryota, Viridiplantae, Streptophyta, Magnoliopsida, Lamiales, Phrymaceae.
UGAAAUAGGGGUAAUGUGCACAACUAUGAAACCAAAAGGGGUCUAAGUGCUAUUUACAAUUAAUUAUAGUUCUGAUUCAAUCGAAAAAUUAGGUAAAACCUCUUCCAUAAAUCUGAUACAACGGCAGCAAAGAAGAAGAAGAAAAUCCGCAACAGAGAAUCGCCAUUCCAGCAGCCCUAGCUCCUCUUCCUCCACCCAUUCGUUGCCGCACGAAUCAUCGAAAACAAGCUGCAAUCAAUUUCCAGUUUCGACUCAAUUUGGUAGAGUAAUUAUGGAUACAAAAGCAUUGGCAAAAUCGAAGAGAGCUCAUUCACUCCAUCAUAGUAAGAAGCAUCAUCCCCACCAAGCAUCGAGACCUGCGUCGUCCACGAAUUCAGGUCCUAAGAAGCCAACUGGCAUUCAAUCUAAAGAGAAACCGCCUCAAUCGGAAGGCUCAAGGCUCCCUUCGAAUUGGGAACGCUACGAUGAAGAUCUUAAUUUGGAUUCGGAAGAAGCCCAAGGAACCUCAAAUCAGUUGAGUGAUUUCGUUGUGCCUAGAAGUAAGGGUGCAGAUUAUGCUCAAUUAAUUUCAGAUGCCAAAGAUCAGUCUCCUGCAAAUUAUUCUCCCGAAGCUUUUCCUUUGUUCCAUGAUGAUAUGUACGGAUUUACUCAAGAUUUUGGUUCAAUGCUUGCUGCCAAGGGACAAAGCAUUUUUUCAUGGAUUGCAGAUGACAAUUUCGAGUUUGAAGAUAAAGGGAGCACCAUUCCCGAGGCACCGUUCCUUUCUCUUGAUAUGAAUGCUCUUGCUGCACAACUUUCAAAAGCAAAGCUGUCGGAGAGGAUUUUUGUAGAGCCGGAUCUAUUACCUAGAGAGCUGUUGGACGAUGAUUUACACGCAUGCGUUGAAGAUAAACACAAUCCUCAAACUUGUACAUCUUCAGCCGAAACAGUUUCCAGAGCCUCAUCCAUCAGUCGUAAUCAAGAAGUCGCUGAGGAUGUCAAACAAUACCACAAACCUGAUGAAAGAUCGAAGAAACCUACGAAGCAAACAAAGUACGAGAUUUCGCAGUCACAGAAAACCAACAGCAUAACCGAAAAAAUAGUAGAUUCGUCGAAGCCAAGUGUAUUUGAAGCAGCAAAUGCUGAGUUGGAACUCGAUAUGCUUCUCGAGUCGCUGAGUGGAUCAUCGGUUGGAAUUCAUCGUCGGGUGAAACGGUGAAAAGAUCAGGAACACAUAUGGUGACUGAUAUUGUUAAUGAUAUCGAUAACCUACUUGAGGAAACCUCUAGUCUUACUCGAAAAAACGGGAACCCAACCUCAAAGUCAAAAGUUGUUGAUGAUUUUGCCUCGUGGUUGGAUACCAUUUAAUUUUCGUAAAGAUUGCGAACAUGCAACUUCGUGUCGUCUGAAAAAGAAAAAAAAAUGGGUUUUUUCGGUGCCCAUUGUAGUUAAUGAUGUUUCUGCAGAGUGCAGAUAUAUAAUGUAUGAAAACCGAAAAAAUUGCUGAUGCAUUCUUUUUCGAAUCUGUUGUUCUAUCGCGCAAAGAGUGAUGGCUUGGUUCGAACAACCAA